AUGAAACAACAACGUUGGACAAGUUGUUCCUUGCUGUUACAGGAACAACUACAACACCAUUACUUUCUGUUCCAUCAGAAGAGGAGCUCUUGUCCUUCUUUCACUCCUUUGUUUCGGGAUUGUAUGAUGAUGGAAGAAGGAAGUUACACCUUGCCAUUAAGUAAGAGUACUUAUAUUUCCAAUCGAUUGACUCUAUGCUCGUCCAGUGUAUUGAAUCAUAAGCAAUGUAGUGUAGUGAGAAGUAUCCAAAUGCGGAAUUUUUCGACAAGGAAUGAUUUUGACGCUGGAGAUUCUGAGAGAAGUGAUCAGGAUGUCGCUCGGAAUAAUCACCCACCCAACUCUACCUAUAAUAAGGAUGUUUUCAAUUCCGAAAUGAAAAGAAUGUACAAAAAUACAUUGAUGCAUGAUCAGCUCAACCUUGACGACAACAAGAAAAAUUCAAGAUUUUGGAUUAAGGCCUUGAUUUCAAUCCUUUCAAUCAUUAUCCUUCUAAAGAUGAAGUCAGACAUUUACAAGGCAAUAUAUCCUUACGUGAGGCCACAUUUACCUAGAAUUCGAAACUUUUUAUUGCAUUACUCUCAACUGAAUAUUUCAGAGAUACUAUUUCAUGCGGAUGUUUCAAUCUUUCAAAAAUUGGAGUUUAUGCUAUUUCAUUAUUUGGCUAUAUUAGUUCAACUAUUGGAAGGAACGUAUCGAUUCUCACGUGUUGCAAGUGUAGGAAUAUCGUGUUUAUGGGACUACUAUACACACUAUGACUCCGAGGAAUGGAGGGAGCAAGUGGCACGCGAGGAACGACAUCAACUUUUUUCAAAAACAAGAGAGAAUGAUGAAACAAACAAUGUCCACACAGACGCCUCGGUUACAACUACAACCUCAAUGGAAUCACACGCCAAAAACAAGUCCAUCAUUGACCAAAUUCAUAAGAGAAAUGCAGAAAAGUUUUUAUCCCUCUUUACUGAGUUGGGAGGAAUUUUUGUGAAAAUUGGUCAGUACAUGAGCUCAAUGACGAAUUUUCUACCGGAUGCUUGGACAACCACUCUUCAAGUAUUACAGGAUAAGGUUCCUAGUGAGGCAACUUUGGAGGAAAUCAAAUCAAUGUUUGAAGAAGAACAUUUAUUGACCAAGAGUCAGACAUUUGAAGCAAUUUUUGAGAGAUUCGAAGCACAUCCAAUUGCAGCGGCUAGUUUGGCUCAAGUACACAAAGCCAAAUUAAGGAAAGGUUCCAUUCCUUCGUUGAAGGGAACAGAUUUAGAUGGUACUGAAGUUGCCGUCAAAGUACAAUAUCCAUCGAUACGAUAUUAUUACAAAGGUGACAUGAUUGCAAAAGGAGUCGCCUUGUCCAUUAUUCAAUUUUUUUUCCCUCACUACAACAUUUCAUGGAUGGGUUCCUUGUUGGAUGAGACAUUAAAUCAAGAAUUGGACUUUAGAAUUGAGAAGAGUAAUGCUGAAAAAAUUACUUCAUUGUUUGCUCAAGAGGAAGAAGGAAUGAAAAGACAACUUUACAUCCCAAGAGUAAUUUCGUCUCUUUCUUCAAAACGGCUUCUCACCAUGGAAUUUAUUGAUGGUGUGAAAAUUAGUGACACUGAUAAACUAAGGCAACGUUUUGGGGAGAAUGGAAUCGUAGAGGCUGCUUCCAUCACAUUUAAUGCAUUUGCGAAAAUGAUAUUCUUGCAUUCUUUCCUUCACACAGACCCACAUCCUGGAAACAUUCUCGUUCGUGCACAUCCAAACUACAAGAAUAGAGUGCAGGUUGUUCUUAUCGAUCAUGGACUUUAUCAGAAGUUAUCCCAUGAUUUUAGUGUUAAUUUUGGAAGAUUUUGGCGUGCACUGGUGUUGAAGGAUAAUGUUUUUGUGAAGAAGUAUUGUCAGGAUCUUGGAAUUGAGGACUACCAACUUUAUGCCUCCAUCAUUCUGAUGAGAGGUUAUGACGAUACGAGCGAUGUUGGGUUGUUUAAUCACGGCACCAAGAAGGAGUUUGAAAGUUUUAUUAAGGGAAUCAUUGAGCACAGAAUGGAAAGAUUUCAACAAAUGAUUCGCAACAUGCCUUCAGAAAUGUUAUUAAUUAUGAGGACAAACAAUUUACUGAGAUAUGUCAAUCAGUCGCUUGGGGUCCCUGUAAAUAGAUAUGUCAUUUAUGCGAGAGUGGCCUCCAAAGGUAUUCAUCGACAUUGUGAAAUGUCCUCACGCCACCACAACUCCACAACAAGAAUUAUUUCACUUUGGAAGUACUUGAAAGAAAAAUCUGUUAUUGCAGCAGAACAAAUUCAUUUCGAGACAAUUUUGGCUCUUUAUCAGCUCAAGCAAUGGUUGUGGAAUUGGUAUUAUCGACAGUUGAUAUUUAUUGGAUUCAUGAAACCAAUUCGAUUGAGAGUUGAGAAGAAUGACUUGGAUGUAGUGUUGGCUGCAUAA
Naegleria fowleri is the source of this 2409-nucleotide messenger RNA. RefSeq lists its product as uncharacterized. The transcript has a single exon. Lineage: Eukaryota; Heterolobosea; Eutetramitea; Acrasida; Naegleriidae. Bases 1 to 2409 code for a protein of 802 amino acids. The record is from RefSeq and is a predicted model, not a curated record.